GUGUCAGUAGUAUCAUUCUGUAGUGGAAAUGUGGAGUGUGUUUUUGUACCUCUCUCUGUUUCUCCAGCCUAAUUCAGCAGAGGAAGUGAUGCUGCUGGACACCACUGAGUCCACCACGGAGCUGGGCUGGACCACCUAUCCUGACACAGGGUGGGAUGAGGUGAGUGUUCUGGACGACAAGGGCAAACUCAUCCGCACUUUCGAGGUCUGCAAUGUCAACCAGAACCCCCGUGUCCAGGACAACUGGCUGGCGACGCCCUUCCUCUACCGACAGUCCGCGCCGAGAGUUUUCGUGACGCUCCGGUUCUCCGUCCGAGACUGCGCCAGUCUGCGCACGCCAUCCCCGUCCUGUCGCGAGACGCUCACGCUCUACUACAGACAAGCCGACUCCCAAAGAGAGCUGGAGAGGACCUGGGGUUCUGACUCAUCCAAUGGGGAGACACGAGAGGGCUGGGUGAAGAUCGACACCAUCGCGGCGGACAAGAGCUUCAGCAAGGUGGAGCCCAGUCAGCCGCACCAGUACAAGCCGGACCGCACUCGCCGAAUCAACAUUAAAACCCGCAGCUUCGCACCCCUCACGCGCAACGGGUUUGUCUUGGCGAUAGUGGACAGUGGGGCCUGUGUUUCCCUCAUGGGUGUGACCGUGUUCUACCGCCGCUGCCCGGCCACCAGCCGCUACCUGGCCUCCUACCCCGCCACGCCCUCCGGGGUGGAGCCGACAGCCCUGGUGCCCGUGGACGGGGUCUGCGUCCCCAACAGCCAGUCGCAGGGUGGGGCCGGCCCACGGCUGCACUGCAACGCCGAGGGGGAGUGGAUGGUGCCUGUGGGGGGGUGUAUGUGUGAGGCAGGCUACGAGCCCAACCAGAACAGCUCAGCCUGUCUGGCCUGUCCUGUGGGGUUUUUCAAGGCCACAGCGGGUUCGGUGUCGUGCACUAUGUGUCCAGCCAACAGCAGGACCAGCACGGAGGCCUCUAUGGUCUGUGAGUGCCGCAGUGGCUUCUACCGAGCGCCCUCUGACAUCAACACCACCGCUUGCACAGCUCCCCCGUCUGCCCCUGUGUCUCUGUCCUGGGAGUACGAGAGCUCGGAGGGUGGUGUGUCGCUGCGCUGGCGCCCCCCGCAGGACAUGGGUGGCCGGGGCGAGGUGUGGUACGGGGUGGUGUGCCGAAUCUGCCCCUCCGCCUCGCAGUCGCCUCCCUCCAUGUGCUCCUGGUGUGGCGAGACCGUCACCUACACCCCCUCUCAGACUGGACUCCGCCAGACCAAGGUCACCCUCAACAACCUGCUCACCAGAGUCACCUACCUCAUACAGGUUCAAGCUUUCAACGAUGUGUCAUCCUUAAGCCCUUUCCCGCCCCAGUUCUCCAGCAUCAAUUUCACCACCAGCCAGUCAGUCCCCUCCACCGUCCCCAUGCUGCACCAGUUGAGCCGGGCUGCAGACUCCAUCACUCUGUCCUGGCCUCAGCCGGACCGACCCAAUGGGGACAUCCUGGAGUACCAGCUCCGAUAUUACGACAGGCAGAGCUCAGACGAGGACUCUGCUGUGAGUGUGUUUAGUGAAACCAACACAGUGACAGUGGCCUCCCUGAACCCUGGCUCCAUCUAUGCCUUCCAGAUACGGGCCAGGAAUGAGCGAGGCUAUGGGCCGUACAGCCACACCAUCUACUUCAGUACUCUGGCCAUGGAGGAGCGUUCAAAGCAAAUCCAAAAUCGGCUCCCCCUACUGGUGGGAUCGGUGAUGGGUGGAGCAGCAUUCCUCCUGGUGGUUAUUGCGAUUAUCAUCGUGUUUGUAUUCAAGAGUAAAAGGAGAGAGAGUCCAUAUAGCGACAGACUACAGCGAUACAUCAGCAACAGGGGGGGAGUGAAGUAUUAUGUGGACCCGUCAACCUAUGAGGACCCCAGUGAGGCGGUCAAAGAGUUUGCCAGAGAGAUAGACCCAGCUCACCUCAAGAUCGAGGAAGUUAUUGGUGCGGGUAAGACCCAGUUUGGAGAGGUGUCCCGGGGGAGGUACCGUCCGCUGGGCCGGAGGGAGGUCCUGGUGGCCGUAAAGACGCUCCGCUGGGGGGUGACUGACCGGGAGAGGGCCAUGUUCCUGAGCGAGGCGGGGGUGCUGGGACAGUUUGACCAUCCCAACGUGCUGAAGCUGGAGGGGGUGGUGACGCGCUCCCCUCCGGAGAGAAUCAUCACCGAGUUCAUGGAGAAUGGUCCACUGGACGCUUUCCUCAGGGAGAAUGAAGAUCAGUUCAGUGUGCUUCAGCUGGUGGGCAUGUUGAGAGGAGUGGGUGCAGGGAUGCGUUACCUGUCGGAGAGAAACUUUGUGCACCGGGACCUCGCAGCACGCAACGUGCUGGUCAACUCCAACUUGGUGUGCAAGGUGUCGGACUUUGGUCUGUCUCGCCUGAUGAGGGGCCUGGACCACAACAUGCCCACGUACACCGCGUCAUUGGGGAGCAAGAUUCCAGUGAGGUGGACCGCUCCGGAGGCAUUCCAGCAUCGGAAGUUCAGCUCGGCGAGUGAUGUCUGGAGCUUUGGCGUCCUGAUGUGGGAGGUGAUGUCCUACGGGGAGCGGCCGUACUGGGACAUGAGCAACCAAGAGGUGAUGAAGGCAGUGGUGGAUCAGUACCGCCUUCCUGCCCCCCACAACUGCCCCCCGGCCCUGCAUGCCCUCAUGCUGCAGUGUUGGCAGGCAGAAAGACAGGACCGGCCAGGCUUCGACUCGCUCCUCUCCUCCCUGGACAGACUCAUCCGGCACCCAGCCUCCCUCAAGGCUGAACACAGCCGUCCCACUCAGCCCCUGCUGAGUCCCACACCCACAGACCUGUCGUCAGUAGCAACGGUUGGAGACUGGUUAUCCGCCCUCAGGAUGGAACGAUACAAAGAUGAGUUUGAGAGAGCACAACUUACAAGUCUGGAGAGAGUCAGCAGACUAACCAUGGAGGAUGUGCAGGGUCUGGGAGUGAACCUUCUGGGUCACCAGAGAAAGAUCGUCAAGGCCGCUCAGCAGCUAAGGACUCACCUCACACAGGGUCAGGUUGAGGUGUGAGGCAGAACUACUUUCUUUUGGAAGCAUUAUUGCAUUAUGGGAAUUGCAGUCCUUGAAGUCCAAACCUGUCCUGGAGCAGGAAGGUGCACAAAAGAGUGCAGUCUGAGAAGAUUAAAAAAAUGUCAUAGGGAUAUUGUUUGGUUUUUUUUUCAACCGUUCACCCAUCUUCCUCUCCCUUCCUGAGUUGACUCCUCUUACCUCUGUCACACACACAUAUACACACACACACGCACACACACUGACACACACACACCCUGCUACUGACUUACACUACCUCUCCUUUUCACAUGUUUGAUAUCACUCAUUCUCAUGGAAUGAACAUUAAAAGUGAUCAUGGUGUUGUUCUCAUUGUUUUUGAAGACAAGGGAUUUUGCGUCACAAAUCAUUGCAGAGACAAUCAAAGACUGCCUAUUAAUAGUACUAUCAUUGUGGAUAUUAUUUUUAAAAUAUUGCUUUCCUUUGGACAAAAAAAAAAUGUCUCAUGUUGUAAAAAGGUAUUUAUAUGGCGACACAAAGACACAGCUUAAUUGUCAAAUGAGCACCCAGUGAAUUACCACCAGCAUGUUUGUACAUUUAACUGUGAGGAACUGUCGGUUGAGAACUUUGCAGACAAGAUGCUGGGGUUUGAAUCAGUUAUAUUCAAAAUGUCCACUUUAAAGGCGAUGUAUGUAAUUUAUUACCCUCUGCUGUCAUACAAUUUAUCAUUUUAUUGAAAAUAGUGGGAAUACUGGUUAAAAUAACAGUAAUAAAGACACAAGUUGCUUAGAAUGCACAGGGAUACUGAGAGACACUAACCCUAAUGUGCCUUUGGAAUCAUGGUUAGUGUUGGUUAAGAUUACAUACGGCACCUUUGAAAUUCCAUAGGCCAGAACUCCACUCCCUGUUGUGUCCUGCGCUGGACUAGAGAUCAAGCUGCGUAGAUACAGGAUAGUAUACGUAUUGUUAAGAUGUCCCUGAGAAAUGAGUUGUCGAUGACUUGAUGUGCACUGAGCUUAGUCCACAGUCCUUCAGCACUGCAGGUAUACAGAACACAUCCUCUGUGUGUAUGUGGCACCUCUCACCGCCCAGUGUUCAAUAUGUAGCACAGACUCAGAGUCAUUUAGGCAUUGUGGAAAUGAAACAAAUCUACAGGACAUUUGAUGUGAUUUCAUUGCCAACUUAAGUAAGAAAGGGGAAGUAUUGCUCUUUGUGUAUAUAAUUUGUGUGUGUGUGUGUGUGUGUGUGUGCGCACGCGUGCGUGAAUGAAUGAAUGAAUGAACGAAUGUGUAAGGUGUAAUUGGUUUAUAUCAAGUGGGAAAAAUCACUUGAAAUUGUGUGCUUAUCUGUCUGAGUGUUCAUCACUGUCCACUAUUGUGAAAAUUUGUAAAAUAAAACAUGAUUUUAUUUAA
Messenger RNA from Alosa sapidissima (American shad), 4431 nucleotides. RefSeq names its product eph receptor B6 (gene ephb6). NCBI's taxonomy places the organism in Eukaryota, Metazoa, Chordata, Actinopteri, Clupeiformes, Clupeidae. The transcript has 19 exons. Gene Ontology annotation, cellular component: plasma membrane; neuron projection. The record is from RefSeq and is a predicted model, not a curated record. Bases 29 to 3043 code for a protein of 1004 amino acids. Gene Ontology annotation, biological process: cell surface receptor protein tyrosine kinase signaling pathway; central nervous system projection neuron axonogenesis; axon guidance. Gene Ontology annotation, molecular function: protein binding; ATP binding; transmembrane-ephrin receptor activity.